AUGCAGAGUCAGAAUGAAUAUCUCCGGCAAUGGAAGCGCAAGUUCAAGGACUACAUAAAUUUACUCAUGGUCCGAGAAACCCCUCCUCUGGACCGGCUUUGUGAAGUUUGCAAGAAGGAUGGGGUUUAUAAAUGCCACGGGUGUUUCAACGAGCCCCUGUUUUGCACAGAGUGCUGCAGAACCCAGCAUCAAAGACACCCUUUCCAUCGCAUCAGUCAAUGGACUGGAUCAUUUUUUCAAGAAACUUCACUUAUGAAAGUCGGCCUGCACAUUCACCUUGCUCAUGAUGGCACUCCAUGUCCCAGCAGCACUGAAUACUCAUCAGACCUCUUUGAAUGGUCAGAUACCAAUGAACAUAUAGACCAUAAUGAUUAUCUGGAGGGAACUUCCAUUCCACUUGUCGCAGACUCAGAUCAUCCGGCUACAACCAUAGUCAACAAAUCCGGUGUUCACUCCGUAUCCAUAUGGUAUUGCCACUGCCCCGGAGCUCUAAACCCGGAUAUGCAGCUCUUUCAAGCAGGCUUAUUUCCAGCAUCCUUCACCAGACCAAAAACUGCAUUCACAUUCUCCAUGUUGGACAACUUUCUGCUAGACAACCUGGAAUAUGGUACAUCAGCCAUGAAUUACUACAGUAAGAUCCGGAGGCUAACCUCCAGCAUCUUUCCAUUGAUGGUUCCGGAUCGCUACAGAGAGCUCAUGAGGACUGCCAGACAAUGGCGUCAAUGUAAGCUCUACAAGUGGCAUGGGUUUGCCCGUAAAAACGAUGAGCCUAAGACCGGUGACCUCGCCCUAUUCUGUCCGGCAUGUCCUCAACCGGGGAUAAAUUUGGACCGGUCAACCGGUACGGCCACUCAGCCGGACGACACCCCUUCCUGGCUCUUCACCAGGACUUUGGUCAUGGAUGGUAAUUUUAAAGCCGAGCACCUCCAUCCAGUGAAUCCAUCCGAUGAAGUAUCAUUGAUUGAUGGUCUUGCAUUCAUGGUCGGAGAUGAAAGAUACAAGAGUCAUUUGGCUGUUGCCCAAGACCGUGUCCAAAAGUCAGAUUGUAACAAUCACCAUGCAGUCAAUCAAGCCAAUGCCUCCCGACAAAAGCUAGAGGCCACAGGUAUAGGAGGAUGUGCAUGUGCACGGCAUGGAUGUUUUGUCCCACAUUCCAUGGUGGAUUUUCAGAAGGGUGAAAGGCAGAUGAACAUGGACUAUGCCUUGAGUCAGGCACUCAACUACAAUACAGAUGGAAUCUCACGAGCAAUAAUGUUCUAUGAUAUAAAUUGUCAGUAUAAUAAGUUUCUCAAGGACUGGAUCGCAUCAAGCAUGUAUCUGUCCAUCCCCAUUAGCAUGGAUAUCAUUCCUGGAAUAGGUUUGUGGCAUGUGCAUGGCCAUCAGGACAGCUGCUAUGUCCGGUAUGCAUCGAAUUUUAUCCAUGGGACCGGCAGGAUAGAUGGAGAGAUCAUGGAAACACUCUGGGCAUCUUUGAACAUAAUCUCCCCGUCAGCCAGGGGCAUGGGAACUCCUCAUCGCAAGGAGGUAUUGGAUUAUCAGAUGAAUGAUUCAAACUUCAUGAAAAUGAUUCGCAUAACCAAGUUUCUUUGCAGAAAGUUUAAAGAGGCUGUUCAGGGUGCUGCAGAGAGCACACUCUCAUUCCAAAAUCUUAACGAGACAGUUCAGCCUGCCAUGGUCAUUCUUUGGGAAGCAGAGGAGGCUGUUGCUCAGGCAAACAGACUGGAGGAUCCAACAGCCAUGGACAUUUAUGAGGUCUGGUUGGAAAAAGGCAAGUCUCCAACUAGAAAGCAGCAGGAGUUGCGCCUGCUGGAGGCUCAAAAUCGCCUGGAUCAUCCAGCUACCAAUUCCCCUAGUUGGCGAGGAGCAGCCACUUGGCUCGCAACUGGUCUGACCAUAGAAGAAUCCCAAAUCUCUCUCUCUAGAGAUGUGAAAAGGCUCGGAAGGCAUCCUACAGACAUUCAAUUGUUGACAGUAGCCCGACUCAGAGAUAAGCUGCAAACUCGCAUUACAAGCUUUCUUGAGAUGGCACCUACCUAUCUUGGAUUUGCAGUUGAUGGCAAUGAACAGGAUUCUCCGGUAGACACGGUUCAUAAUUCACCGGAUGAAGAUUAUUCCGAUCUCAAUGAUGAUCACAAUCCGGAAACACAUCAUGCCUCCAUCUUUCAACCUGAGCUCACUAUCUUACCUUUGCCUUCCAACCUCGGUAUAGUGAGAUGUAAUGAAUUGGGUCUCACCGAUCUCAUGAAAGAAGAAACUGCCCUUUGUGAAGGUCAGGCCAAUGACGCCCUUCAUGCAAUUAGAGUUCAUUUGGGAGAUAAAGCUGUUAUAUUCCGGAAUACUAUCCGGUCAGCCAAGUCACAAGCCUCCUCCACCAGGGCAUGGACUCAGGUUCGCUCGGUGGAAAUGGUAGUCAAUCUCAAUGCCAGGAUAUAUUCAAAAUGUCGGUUGCAGCUAGCCAAACUCCCUGAUCACGACCUCCUGAAGAAAUAUCUUCCGCUAAAGAAAGAACACCUGAAGGCAAACGCUGCAGUUGCAGAUCCAAAUGCACGUGGUCAGAGGGACGCUACUCUCGCAUGGUUCUGGUCAAUCAAUGUUCAGGGUGAUACAUCCGGAAAUGACUGGAUGACAGAAUUCUAUCGAGUCAAUUGGCUCCGGACAAAGGCCCUGUGCGAUCGUUGGAAUGAAGAGGUCAUUCUUGUCAAACAUGAAAUGCAGUGGUCUGUCAAUUUCUUUACCUACAAGGCCAAGCAAUGGCUAAGUCUCAUGGACAACGCCACUUACACUGGGCUAACCGGACAUGCGUGUUAUGCUGCCCGACAAUGUCACAUAUAUCGACAACUAGCUGCACAUGCAGCGGAGUCUUUUCAGAAAGUGAUUCCGGUCAUUCAGCCGGAAGUACCGGUUGUUAGUUCAUAG
Molecule: messenger RNA, 2916 nt
Organism: Suillus fuscotomentosus
Lineage: Eukaryota; Fungi; Basidiomycota; Agaricomycetes; Boletales; Suillaceae
Exons: 6
Coding region: 1-2916 (971 amino acids)
Source: RefSeq, a predicted model, not a curated record